UUAAGGAACGAAAGUAAACUGAUCCGACCAUGUUCUACAUGAAGCCUAGUAGAACCAUAAACCAGUACUUUCUCACUUUUCAUCAUCCUUCUUCUCUACUGAAAUUUGGAAGAUCACAGUUAAUUCUCUUCUCCACCUGGUACUCUCCACCACCACAAUCACACCAACACCAUCACAAUCCAAUUCUCACAACUAUAUCUCAAGCUAUAAAGGACACACCAUCAAAACCUCUCAAUUCCUCCCUUAAAAAACUCAUUCCUUCACUCACAGCUCAUCACAUCACCGAUCUGAUCACACAAAACCCAUUCUCAUUAGACCCAUUUUCACUACUCUCUUUCUUCAAAUGGGUUUCCAUUCAAAAGGGUUUUCGUCACACCAUUGCUUCAUAUUGUGCAAUGACUAAUCUCCUCUGUACACACAAUAUACUCAGUGAAGCUCAAUCUCUUUUCAGUUUCAUCAUCUCUAGAAAAGGAAAAGACUCAGUUUCAUCUUUAUUCACUGUAAUUCUUGAUAACAGAGGUCCGCAUCAAAAUGAUAUGGUAUUUGAUGUUUUGAUGAAUGCGUAUAUUGAUUCUGGUUUUGUAUCAGAUGCAGUUCAAUGUUUUCGAUUAGUUAAAAUGAAUGGAUUCCGAGUUCCUUAUCAUUCUUGUGGCAAGCUUCUCGAUAAAUUAAUGAAGUCGGAGACACCUGAAGUCGCUUGGGGGUUUUAUACUGAGAUUUUAGAUGCUGGAUUUCAACCAAAUAUCUAUACUUUUAAUAUCUUCAUGCAUAGGUUCUGUAAAGAGAGAAGAAUUCAAGAAGCCCGGAAAGUGUUUGAUGAAAUUACUGAUAGAGGUUUGAACCCGACUGUUGUUAGUUUCAAUACGCUGACUAAUGGGUACUGUAAGAUAGGAAACUUGGAGGAGUGUUUUAAGCUGAAAGGAGUAAUGUCAGAAAGAGGAGUGUCUCCUGAUGUGUUUACGUACAGUGUUUUGAUCGAUGGGUUGUGCAAAGGUAAUCGAAUGGAGGAGGCAAAUCAAAUUUUAGAGGAAAUGAGUGCAAGAGGAUUGAAUCCUAACGAUGUUACUUACACUACUCUAAUUGGUGGGAACUGUAAACAACAUAACAUUGAGGUAGCAAUGGAUAUGUACAGGGAAAUGUUGGCGAAGGGCGUUAAACCAGAUUUAAUUACUUACAACACACUUAUUGAUGGACUUUGUAGAGUAGGUGAUUUAGGAAGAGCAAUGCAAAUUAUUGACGAGAUGAAGGACAAGAGCAUGAAGCCUGAUAAGAUCACGUAUACUACACUUAUGGAUGGAUAUUGCAAGGAAGGGUAUUUAGAAUCUGCUCUUGAGAUUAAGAAGGGAAUGAUUAGGGAAGGAAUAGAGCUUGAUAAUGUUGCUUACACAGCACUAGUUUCGGGCUUUUGCAAGGAAGGAAGAGUGGAAGAUGCGGAGCUGACUUUAAAGGAGAUGUUAAGAGCAGGUCUGAGACCAGAUGAAGCAACAUAUUCCAUGGUGAUACACGGGUUUUGCAAGAAAGGUGAUGCUCAAAUGGGUUCCAAAUUGCUCAAUGAGUUGCAGAGUAGUGGCCGUGUCCCAGGUGUUGCAAUUUUUAAUGUUGUUAUGAACGGACUCUGUAAGCAACGGCAGAUGAAAAAAGCUAGGAUGCUUCUGGAUGAUAUGCAUAAUUUGGGAGUAGUGCCAGAUGACAUUACUUAUAAUAUUCUUCUGGAAGGGCAUUGCAACAGUGGAGGAGAUUCGAUGGAUAUUGAUAAACUGCGAAGUGAGAAGGGACACAUUUCUGAUAUUGCUGCCUACACUUCUCUGAUCAGCAUAUCCCAGAAGAAUUCUAAAACUGGGUUAACGACAAAUUGGCCACACAGUACAAUGAAUGUUGAGAUGAAUCACGUGAGUCAGAUUUUAGAUUCCUUAUCCGUCUGAGAUGAGACAACUGUAUCUCGCUCGGUAUAAGUUUGUAGGCGCAAUCAUCAGCUGUUUCAGCCUUUAAUAGCAUGACACCCCACAGGGAGAUGAUGGAUUGUUUGCUUACACAGGUAGGUUCAAGCAACCUGAAAGGGUGCAUCCAAUAUUUUGCACAAGAAGAAUAAUAACAAGUAAAAAUAUUCUUGAGAUUAUAACUUA
Papaver somniferum (opium poppy) is the source of this 2123-nucleotide messenger RNA. Its product is annotated as putative pentatricopeptide repeat-containing protein At1g09680. The coding region runs from base 30 to 1922 and encodes 630 amino acids. Lineage: Eukaryota; Viridiplantae; Streptophyta; Magnoliopsida; Ranunculales; Papaveraceae. Gene Ontology annotation, molecular function: protein binding. The transcript has a single exon. The record is from RefSeq and is a predicted model, not a curated record.